Messenger RNA from Amoebophrya sp. A120, 5487 nucleotides. The record is from the annotation of a GenBank genome assembly. NCBI's taxonomy places the organism in Eukaryota, Dinophyceae, Syndiniales, Amoebophryaceae.
GUCUGUGCCGUUUUUCUGUUCCUGGAAGUAGGUGAGAUCCCGGUUAUUGUUCGGAUCAAGAUUUCUUGCUCGAAUGCACAGAAGAGCUCCGCUUCGUCAUUGUAUUGCUGCAAAUCGUAUUCCAGAUUAUAAGACAACCACAAGAAAAAAGAUGCGAGUGCGACUCCUCUCCCUCUGGCUGGGCAUCCGACUCCUCCUCACAAACACCCUGUUGGACCCGCAAUGCCUACUCUCAGGGUCUCACGCGAUACGACUCACCUCCUAUUUCAAUGGCAGUUUGAUGGCGGGGGGAAACGUGCCCUACCUGGCCUCCAACCGCCCCGCAAACAACUCAGCGCUAGUCUUACCGUCACAUGCGGGGCCCGCGAGCAGCCAGAACAGCAGCAUUUGGUUCUUCCCAAACGGUGUUUCCGGCGUUCCUGAAAGGCCGAGACCAGGAGACGCGGGGGGCUAUCCGUACUCCCCAUUAGGCGGGGCGCAAAGUGUUGUACCUGUCGCAGCGACGCAGCACGUAGGCUCAACUUCAACUUCACAGGAACCGAUUAUGACAACCUCUUCCAGCGCCAAUGUCCCGACACCAUCACACCAGUCAGCACCAGGGACGAGAAUAGUGAGCCCGCUGAGACAGCUGGCGAGAGGUUUGUUCUCAUUUCAGGGCCAGGAGCGGAGCAGUCUUUUAGACCUUUCGCCGUUCGCGACGACGUCGAGUCGGAACAGCAGCCGGGAAGUGGCAGACCACCAGAGCGGCGGGAUAUGAGAGAGCGCAACUCCCCCGCACUCUUUAUUAAGUAUGCAAAAAGCCAAAUCCGGUCGUUCGUGCCUUUUUUGACUGCUUGCAUGACAAAUUCCGGAAGCCCAAACAGCACAACUGCAAGCUUCGCAGGAAGUUGUCAUGCACAGGCUCUGUGUAACUGUUCUGUAAUUCGUGGGUGUAGUUCCUAUUGCUGUCUACGCCCCCCUUCAGUGAGGGGGAGGGGGAGGACUUGCACACUUUCAUACAGGAGUAGAGUCGUGCUGCGACACGAAGAUGCGAGUAGAAGCAACGCGACUCCCGUGACAAGAAGCCAAGGGCGCCCCUGCAGUAAGCCUGAUGCGCUCUUUAUGGUUUGCGCUGCCGGUCUGUCGCUUGGUGUGAGUGCCAUCUUGCGACUCGAAUGGGGCAGCGGACGCGGUCCCGCGCAGAUGUACGCCGGAGCAGUGGGAGAUACGCAGAGCGCAAGCUACGACUCCGUGUGGAACACACUGAUGAAUACCCCGGAGUUGCUACCCUGUUUGAAAAACGCCUGCCCGCGGUCGGCCGACUUCUCGUCAUGCAAGUUUGCAUGCGGAGAAAAUAAAAAGAAAUGAAAUGAUUGAAAGUGUGCAUGUGCCGAUGUCAACAUGCGAAUCUCCACAACUUCUACACCUAUGUAUAGUAGUUGUCGACAAUUUUUUUCCAAGAGCAGACUUCCCAUGAUCCUGACUCCGGCCGGGCAUCGGCACGUUUUUCCACAGGACAUUUUCGAGAAACCACCGCGGACAACGCGCUGGACCUGCUCCAGCUUGCGGCGGACCAGCCGUCGGAGGUUUAUAGCGUGUUCUGGCAGAACGUGUACCCCUACGAGGAGAUCAUGGACUUUUUCAUCGAAGCAGCCUACCGAGGGUUCGCCGAGAAAUUCCGGAACGACCCGAAAACCGGACUGCCCUACCACCGCCUGCUGGAAUCGCUGCCCUGGAAAUUUUUCCGCGAAGAGCCAGUGCCGCUGACGGGCGAGGAGUGGAGCCAGAUUUACCACGCCUGGGCCAAACAAGUGCAAAGCGCGGGUGAAAUGAUGAACGACCAGGACGAUUACUUCGAGGUCGCGGGCGAUGAUGCAGAUCGAGAAGGCGAUGCUGAACAAUUGGAGCAAGAUUUGGGAUUAGUAGUGGGACGAGGUAAAAAGUCCUUGCCCUUGUUACACGAAGAUGGAAGCAGUUCAUCGUCCCCUGGAGGUGGCGGUGGUACCAUGAACGACAGCAGUGACCACGGUAGCCGCAGCUCCACCUCCUCUUCCGUUCGGGCCUCUCCCUCUCCUGCAUUCGUCACCUCCAGCAUCGACCGUUUGCUGAUGGACAAAAUGCGCGCCUCGAAUGAAUACACGAUGAUGUACUAUGCCGCUUUAGCGCUGGAGCGGGAAAAUUCGCAGUGUUUGAAAGAACAAGAAGAUAACGUGUCGACUGCAAGUGGGGCGGUAGUUUCUGGAUCCUCUGGAAAGGAACACGAGGAAGAUGAUCGUCCCCUACUCCUGCGAUACGCAGCGAACUAUCCGCCUUCGGGUAGCGAAAAUGACGGUUCUGCACCGCGGCGUCCUCCAAAGGAGCGGCAGCCGGACUACGCGUGGUACUACCUGGCAAGCAACUGGGGCGGUUCUUCAGCGCUGAAAGAAGAUGUAUCCGGGGAAAAAGUAGCAAGGUAGCAAGAGCGUGCAGCUACGUGUGCCUCGCGCAGCUAAAGCGAUAGCGAUACGUUUUGCGAAACUACUUUAAUGCCUCAGAAAGUGAUUCAAAGGUAGCUCGUGUUGACACUGAGCUGGAGGUUGAGCUGCAUGUGUCUUAGGUAUGGUCUUUUGAAUUUUUUGCAUUGAUCAAGUGAGGGAACAUUAAAAUGAUCCGUACCUGGCCAGUGUGGAUAAAGAAGGGAGCGCGCCAGACCAGUCCCCUCUCGUGAUCCGGCUUAUGCAUAACUUUUCUUGCAAGCUGCACGUAGCCUGAAAAGUAGAAGAUGCGACGCUUUUGAAACUACUGCAUAUCAUCCGAUAAAGAACAAUUUUUUUCGAGAGAUGACGGAGAAGAUGAUAAAAAAGCACGCAUUGACGAGUCCCGAGUAUGACGAAGGUGCGGUUUGCCGCGGGUAUAGAGGAAGGAUGAGUGGCUCUGCUGCCACGACCUCCGCGGGGCCAGGUACAAGAACUGUCGAAGAAACGCCCCUGAACACAAAGAAGAAGAAGCCCUUCCUGCAAGGAGAUUCCGGCCCCAGGGACCAAAACCACGACAGCGCCGCAUUGCUGAAAACUACCAGCACCGACAGCUUUGCAGUUGCCAGGGCGUGGGAAGAGUUGAAAGAAAAAAUCGUUGAGCAGACGCGACUUCGGUACUCGGGUCUGAUUCAGGAUUUGCGGUCCGAGUGGCAGUUUUGUUGCAACGUGGGCGUGACCAUGGCGAAUUGGUUGCUCACCCGGGGGAACUACGCCUUUCAAGCCUCGGAACAAAACUGGCGGGAGCUGCGCAGGGGCGGGUCGACUCCCAAGGGCGGGGUCCCUUUGGAAACGCAAUUCCCGCUGCUGGAUCUACACGCCGAGUACUUCUAUGAAACCAUGAAGAGAAAUAGCGCUUUGUUUGACGAAGAGCGGGGAAGUAGAAGUGGAACAACACAGGGUCGUCGUGAUGAAAACGGUAAUAUGGUACAAGUACAACCACAAAUGGAUGAAGUUGCUGUGAAAACCCCCCUCGAACAGUUUAUACAAGAAGUGUACUCAUCGAAGAAGACGACCGAUGAAGUGGAUGUUGAGAGGGAAGACUUCACCGCCUUCACGGUCGUGGUCUCGUUCUACCAUUUGGGAACCGGGGCCGGCAGCACCGAAAAGUUCAUCGAGACCUUUCACCCGUAUGAACUGCAAAAGUAUCGUACUCGUAUAAAUGCAUUACAAAUUUCCUCAGCAUGAGACAGGAAAUUUGUAAUGCAGACGUACCUUAAGAAAAAGAUUGGUAAUGCAUGGUUGCAAUACGAGUGCGAUACUUUUGCACAGGAUAACCUGCCGCACGCCGCAAUGUCCGAUUUGGAUCCGAUCCUGGCGGACGAAAGUAGUUGGAAAACAACUACCGAGUCAAUAUUGGACGAGAACGACACCGCAGCGAAGGAUGUUCUUGAACAACUCGCAAAGGAAACGAGCGGCGUUUUCGACAAGACGAAGUACCCUGAUACGCUCGUGAAAUCCUGGCCCCACCUUCUCACCUUCGGCCGCGUCAAGGACCAGAUUUUCCUCUUCGACCAGUCGGCCUUUCUGGGCAUGCUCACCAAGCGCAAGCAAGGGGCGGACGCGGUGAACCCCACGCCCCAGGAGCUCUCGAGCGCUGCGGGGAGGGUGCCUUGGAAGUGGAGGCCGCGGUUGGUGCGGCUCUCAGACCAGGACUUUGCCGACAUGUUUUUGGACGACAGUGUGAAAACAUCAACAUCAACUCUGCGGCAAGAAGAAGAAGAAGUUGUACGCACAGAAGGACCUCCACAGCCCGGCAGGCUCGCGAAUUCGCUUUCGUCUUCAUCUAGCCCGGGGAAAACGUCUUUCUCCGCCCCGGUGAAUCCCUUCCUCCAAGCGCCCAUAGGCGGUAGCGCGGCCAAGCUGGAACGGUUGUGGACGUUCCUCGCCGAAAUAAACACGAUGAAGAGCAGCGAGCCGAGCAGAACUACUUUCUCUGAUUCUGCGUUAUUUUCAGAGGAAAAAAGAACAGAUGUGGAAAAAGAAAUGUGGAAAUUGGCCACCGAGGCAGCGUCGGAAGAUUUAUGCUUCAGGAAAAUUUUAAUUUUUAGUGUCUUUCGACCCGUUUGCAUGCCAGGAGAGAAUCAAAAACUUCAAUUUUUUGUCAUGUGUCUGAGUAGGCCAGUGCGCUGUCGCAGCUAGUGCGUCUGUGUAUGCAGACAAAUCGGCUCAAUAGGUACUUACAUCGUAUCGGUUUGUAUCCGAACUGGGCGAUCAAGUUUUCUUAUUAAUCCUCUUGUACUUGAAGUCGAAAACGAGAAUGUUGAUUUUCCUUGCUAUACCGCGGUUAUAUGAAGCUCCAGGAUGUGUUUGGUGUGGAGGCAAGCGCGACCGCAGUGCUUCAUGAACCCGGCGGGUCACUUGCGGAAGUGGCGAAAAAUGUGAAGAAGGUGCAGCGGCUGAAGAAAGCCUGGAAUAAGUUUGCCUGGAACGGUGUCGUACCCGAGAAAGCACUUGGGAUCACGGGGGUUGCGCUACCCUUCAUCCAGCGGAUCUACAAAAUACCAGUGUUGUCCUCGAAUAAGAGGCGCCCAAGAAAGUGACUUUUUGAAGUCCGACUCGGCGGCUUGGGUUUGCGAAAAACAUUCCAGAGAAUACAGUUCCAUUUCCCUCAAGAUUUAUCCAAACAGUUUGUCUUUGUGUUUGUGUCAGUGAAGAGGAAUAGAAGAUGAUGAUUUUGUUUUCCGAUUCGUUUCCACUUGACUUUCGGCUUGCCGGGACAUAGAAUACCUAUCUGAUUUCGGCCCCGCACAGGAAUAGUUGCGGACGGCCGGUACGGAGAAAAAAUGAAGAACGCCCUUCUCCCCUAUCUGCGAAACAUAAUUAAGUACUUUUUUUUUGGUUUUGGCGGUAACAGCAAACUUUAUUGAAAUUGAGAACAAAGAAUCAACAGGAACACACCUUUUGCGAAGAGGACUUCUUUUCUUGAGGGUCUUGACAUGGUUUAUUCUUGAGAGUACAGCAAAACCAUCGAUACAAUCGUAAGAAGAAAAAG